Messenger RNA from Paramuricea clavata, 471 nucleotides. Lineage: Eukaryota; Metazoa; Cnidaria; Anthozoa; Malacalcyonacea; Plexauridae. The record is from the annotation of a GenBank genome assembly.
AUGUCAUCUGCAAUUAGUGAGCAUAGACGGCUUUUUAAUUUCAAUAAAAGUCGUUGUUCAACCAAGGGCAAAGCAGCAUCAAAAAAGAAGGAAAAGCAACCCACAUGCAAGUUAAAGUUUGUUUGUCUUGCUGCAACAACAGCCACAGCUCCUCCUUCAAAUGUGAAAGACAAGACAGAUCUAUGUAAUGCAGGCUUGGGAGACUGCACAUUAUUGUUAGACUUAAAUGAGAGCAGUGUUUAUUUGUAUGAGGAAAUUUUGAAAAAAUUCCCCCAGCUUGCUCACACAGGAGGAUAUGAACUCUCACUUUAUCAAAGAGGGGGUGGUGUCAAUGGGGGCUUUCAUGCAAUUAAACCUCCACUGACAACAAUACGUUUGAAGGAUAUCUGUGCUCUAGCCAAAAUUUAUAUACGACCACUUCAAACAGACAUUCCACUUCUUGACGAGGAAACCCAAGAAGAGAACAAUGAG